CACCUUCGCACGCCUGGUAGCGGACCACUCGGGCACGGCGGGCGGCCUUCACAGGUCCCCAGGUCAGGGGAGAUCACCUGUCAACACCAGGUCCCCAGGACAAAUGAGAUCCCCAGGUCAGGGAGUUUCUCCUAGUCUCAACCGGUCUCCGGCCUCACCUAGUGGGUUGGCUGGGAUGCGUAGCAAAGCAACUCUUUAUACUCAACAAAAAUCACAGCAGGCAAGUGUAAGGUCCCCCAUCACGAGUGGAGGCUGCACGACGCCGAGCGGGCGCUCCCCGGUCGCCGAAGGCCACUCGCUCACGCCUUCCCCGUUGGCCAACAUCGUGCCCAAGCUCCCGGUCGUCGUCAGCGGCAGCUCGCCCACGGGAGGCAGCUGCAGCACCAGCAGCAGUCUUGCUUCCCAGUCCUCCGUCACUAUGCGCAUAACGACCGCGCCCGGAGUGGUUCCCCCGCUGACCUGUGAUAUCUGCAAUAAAACGUUUACUUCACGAUCGAAUUUGAACAAACAUAAGCGCGUACAGCAUUCGGGCGAGGAGUAUGUGUGUCCCAUAUGCCGACGCACCUUCAGGAACAGAUACUACAUCAAAGAGCACGUGUUGCUGUGUUCGACGGCCACUCAAAAGAAGGCGGCUGCGGCUGCUGCUUCGGUGGUCAUCGGGGUCCCAGUGUCAGGAGCUGCCGUGGGGAUGGGCCUGGAUGAGGACGACCCCCUGGAAGCCAAGGUCGAGGAAGAGGAAUUCGACGGCCUGGACGACGACCAGCCCACCGACCUUGUGCUGCGUCGCCCCGCCUCCCCGACGUAGGGCCUUGAUAGGGGUCGGCAACUAUCAUGGAAAGGACUGCCUUUUCGUGGACUGUGAGAUGAGAUACAUCAUGAGUGAGGGCGACACACAGUACUUUUUUUCUUUAUUUUACAGAGGAAGUUGAUAAUAUAAAGAAGACACAAAUCUUGUGUACAAAAAACUUGAAAGUUUAAGUUACUGGGCCAGUAUAAACUAACAGAAAGAGAAAUGCCUGAUAGACAUUUCAUAAUGUUUAUCUACCAUCUGUAUGUCUCUUAAUGGCGUCCUGAGACUUUUUCUUUGUGGUUACCUGCAAAUAUUAUGUUAAUUGUGUCAUGAUUCGUAAAUUUCCAAUUCAAUAAACAAGCAUAAUUAAGAUAACUCAUUCACAGAUUAAUUCACGCCGAAAGUAUUUGCAAUACACGUUUUGUAUUCCUCAUUGCAUAAUAUACCAUUAUUUUCAACUUGAUGUAUGUGACGAGGCAAGCUGCAUCAAAAGACGGAGAGAGUUCAACCCGGUGCUUCUAAAGUGUGGCGUCUCCGCUUUCGUCCGGCCCGUUUGGGGGGGGGGGGGCAGUCUGUGCGUCGGACGAGACGGUCGCUGGAGCCGAGUUUAUUUCGACUGGUGCUAUAGUUUUUGUUGUUUGUUUUGAUUUGCUUCUGAACGGUCGGCAGUCUUAAAGCUUAUCCUAUGUAGUUCUUGAUGACUUUACAGUUAUAGAGAUAAAUUUGGUUUUGUGAGGAAAUCAUCUUGGAAAUAGGCUGUUGCCAUGUCUUCAAAAUUAUAAUUACACAAACGCACACAUACGCACGCACAUUUACAUACAUAUACAUACAUAUACGUACACUAAGUACAUGCA
Penaeus vannamei (Pacific white shrimp) is the source of this 1644-nucleotide messenger RNA. NCBI's taxonomy places the organism in Eukaryota, Metazoa, Arthropoda, Malacostraca, Decapoda, Penaeidae. The record is from RefSeq and is a predicted model, not a curated record.